Anthonomus grandis grandis is the source of this 3974-nucleotide messenger RNA. RefSeq names its product kazrin. The coding region runs from base 504 to 3689 and encodes 1061 amino acids. The record is from RefSeq and is a predicted model, not a curated record. Gene Ontology annotation, molecular function: protein binding. The transcript has 18 exons. NCBI's taxonomy places the organism in Eukaryota, Metazoa, Arthropoda, Insecta, Coleoptera, Curculionidae.
CCGGCCGCUAUAGUGCUGCGAGACCGAAAUUGGCGGUCCCCCCACAUAUAGAUAUACACACACACGUUAAUUUAUUUAUUUUUUUUGUUAAUUUAAUUAUCAUUGUGUCAGCAGUAAAUCCGAGCGUAUAUGCACAGAGGUCAAGCGGGCCCAUAUAGUAGGAUCCCGAUUUUUUAAGCGGUGAUGAUCCUUCUGAAUGGUGACAAUAAUUGGUGAGAGCGCGUCGAGUUUUAUCGAUAUAAUAUUUGGUUGAAGUAUUCUGUGGAAAAAGUGAGGAUUUUCGCGAUAAUUAUAUCGGGGCCCUCGUUAAGAUGUCCAGGUAUAUGGGGGAAAAUGGUGCGGUAAAGGGUAGUUUUUAAAGGACUCUUCUUACGGAUUCCUUUGUCUUUGCACUGGGACCUUAAGGGUGCGACUUAUGACGACUUACUUUUAUUAAACUGUAUAGUUGGUAAACUGGCCGGCAAUAUGUCGCCACCUGUACUGAAAAGACGCUUCCAGAAGGCAUGCGGGACGCCCCCAUGGCGCUGCUAAUGCGGCGUCUGCUUGUAGAUGCACAGUCUAAGCUUCGCAGAAUGGUAGAAGAACAUUCUUCAGCUCUCGCAGCCCGGAUCGACCCCGACUAUCCUACCUCUGCUCCCACCCCCCUGUCGAACCCGUCGAACGAGCAUAAGUUUCCAGAAAUAGCUGAUAACCUGCUACAACCCGUUCAACUCCAAAAAUGCGAAAUCAAAGAGAUCAAUAGCGGGGGUGAGGAGGUGAAAUUGAAAAAUGGCACCUCCAAGUCGAGCUCGAUUGAGUCUAGGAGGAGUAAGUCCUUGAAUAAUACCAGCUCGUUGGACUCGAACGAGGAAGUGAGUAAGAAGGAUAUUCAAAAGACCAGAUCAAACCCAGUGAAAUGCGAACUGUUGGAGACUGAAAAUAGAACAUUACUUAGGGACAAUAUGACAAUACGAGAGGGUGGCAGCCCUGUAAAGGACAGCAGAUCAUCCCUUGAAAAUGUGAGGUCCGACUCGCCGAAGCCGGGGUGUAGCAGCCAACCGGAUAUGGAUUCCUCUUCACCCAGAUCGAACCGGAGCUCGGACGGAGGCAACCCGGAUGACCUCUUGGCUUUGCUUCCCUCGCCAUCAAACUUCCCAAAAUCUAACUCGGUUAUUCGUAGGCUGAGGCAAGAGAACGACAGGUUACAAGCAGAAGUGACACGCCUGCGCAGACUAGUAGUUUCCGGGGCCACCGGCAUGUUAAACGAAAAACAACCACCCUCGGAAGACGGGAGUGAGAAUCCGGAGGCCCACUCCCUCGAAAUGGAACUUCUGCUAGCCAAAGAGGCCCUCACUACCUUAAAGGCCGACAAACGCCGAUUGAAAGCUGAAAAGUUCGAUCUACUCAACCAAAUGAAACAGCUCUUCUCCACAUUGGAAGACAAAGAGAAGGAACUGAGGGAUUUUAUCAGAACUUAUGGACAACGGGUGAGGGAUGAAACGUCACUACAACAGCUAUCAACAGAGAGGGAAGAGAGAGAACGGGAGCGCUGGAGUUUGUUGCGGCACGCCAGAGACGAAGCGGAGCGCAGCUUAUCCCUUGCUGCUCAGCUAAACGCCAAGGAGCUACAGCUGCAGCAGGCUCAAGAGCAGCUAGCUGAGGCUAGAAGACAGUUAGCAGGAGGAGGCUGCCUUUCCGACCAAGAAUCGUUGGCCUCUCUACCAAGACACAGCAUCAAUGGAGGUGCCCUCACUCCCAGCUCGGGAGGCUUACUCUCCGGUCACCUGGGACUACUGCCAGGUGAUCGGGGCAGCUGUAGCGCUGAUUCCGGAGUGCGAGUCAGCUCGGAUCGGGAGAGCGGUGGUGCCACUUCUGUAGCGGGCAAUUUGUCGGAUUCGACUACAGAUGGGGCGCCCACGAUCACGGUCGAGGGGAGCGUCAGGGACGUGGAUUCGGUAUCGUUGAUGUCCGCGGUGCCUCCGCCUCCUCCGGCUCAUAUGUAUCAAUCAAAAGACUGCAGCCCGACACUGUCGCCGUUAAACGCCAACAACUUCCAGAGACCAGUAGAUCCCACUAGCUUAUCCAGAUCAGUAGAACAACUUAGCUCCCCGUUAGACCAAGAACCAAUUAACCUAGGAAAGCGUAGUAAGCAGCCCAAUAGGCUGUCGGGGCGUGGAGGGACUUGGGGGAGUAUCUCCAGGGUGUUUGCCAGGUCCCGGCAUAGGAAUAAGACCAACUCGUUACAAGAAACUAGUGAGCAUGGCUACGAACCAUAUCGCAGCUGGUCUCCCCUGACCGAAGAGGGCUACGCGGAGAAACUACGACUGCUCCGAGAGGCGAGCACCAUCCCCAUGGAGAGAUGGAGAGCCCCAACUGUCUUGGCGUGGCUCGAGGUGGCCCUCGGAAUGCCCCAGUAUGGUGCCAGGUGUGCCGAAAACAUCAAAAGUGGCAAGAUUGGUCGUUUGAACGGGCAGGUCCUUCUGGAAUUGAGCGAUCUGGAGCUAGAAUGCGGCCUGGGGAUCACUCAUCCGAUGCACCGGAAGAAGCUGAGGUUGGCUAUUGAAGAGCAUCGUCAUCCGGCACUGGUGCGCUAUCCUUGUAUCGCACAGCUUGGGCACACCUGGGUUUCGAGCGAGUGGCUACCCGACUUGGGAUUGUCUCAGUACUCGGAGAGUUUCGCGUCGAACAUGGUGGACGCCCGGAUGCUGGAGCACCUCAGCAAAAAAGAGCUCGAAAAGUACUUGGGGGUCACCAGGAAGUUCCAUCAGGCCUCCGUAGUACACGGCAUACACCUUUUGCGUAUCAUGAAGUACGAUAGACAAGCGUUAGCACUGAGGAGGCAUCAGUGCGAGAACAUGGACGCGGAUCCUUUGGUGUGGACCAAUCAGCGAUUCAUCAGGUGGGCGAGGAGUAUCGAUUUGGGCGAGUACGCUGACAAUUUAAAAGACAGCGGAGUGCACGGUGGUCUGGUGGUUUUGGAACCUUCGUUCAACGGAGACACCAUGGCCACCGCCCUCGGGAUUCCCGCGAGCAAGAACAUCAUAAGGCGCCAUCUGACGGCCGAACUGGAAGCGUUGGUGUUGCCAGCCAGAUCGACACUAGUGCACUAUGUGAGAGUGAGGUCCAAACAAAGAGUACCCGGAGGGUCCUUGGGACGCUCCUUUUCCAAGUCCUGUGGAGGCUUAACUGCACCCUCGCCUUCUUUGGGUCGGGAGGGAGCGCCAUCUGGAGCAUAUGACUCUAAGAGGACUAGCUUAAGGGGUUCUCUAACCCGGGCUCUUGGCCUAGUGAAACCAAAAACCAACAGUGACAGAGACAAAAUAUCGCCUACCUCCAGUUCCGAAGGCUCCUCGGUGGUAAGCCGGGUAAGCCCCCCACUCCAGUAUUUAGGAUCGAAACUACCUCCGAACACUAGAUCUCCCGGUGGAGGUGAGUCUCCGAUUUAUGCGCAGCCGUUCGCGCAUCAUCCCAAGAAUAUGUAUCAGAGACGGUCUGAGGAUUAUGACAUGUAUAUAUGCAGCUCAAUCGAUGAGUACGAUAUAACUAGAAGUGUGCAAAGUAUCCGGUCGGAGAAUGACACCUCGAAGCUUACCGGGGAGUCGAAGAAUUGCUUCAUCGGAGGAAGUCUGCAAAGGAGUAAAAAGGAGCAUAGGAGGGUGAAGAGUAUAAGCGAUAUUGACGCUAUUCACAUUGACGGGGUGAAAAUUUAAAAGUUGGUAUUAGACACUGCCACCAAAGAGUCGCAAUAAGGCAUGUAAAUCUAGUCAUAAAGAAUGCCUUUUAUAUGUAGUACUAUAGUAAUGAUAGUCAUAUGAUACAUUAAAUUAGCCGUAAGCCUUAUAUUUGUAUUACUAUAUCGAUUUAAAACUAGAAUUACGAAUAAACACCGUUUAAGUAUGAAAUUAUUGUUGAAAAUGUGAUAUUUGUGAACCUGUCGUUACCUCUUUAAUUUAUGUAAUGUUCUUUUUUUGUAAUAUAUUGUGGCUGUCACCAAA